AAAGUUGUUUCCGGGCGCAAUGGUAAAUAGCGCGAAAUAUCAACAAGUUUUCAUCACAAUAAAAAUAAUAAAAUUUAAUCUGAAGAUAAAUUUUUGCAAUGGUAGGCAUUGAAGUGGAGAAUGAGUCAGAAGAAGUCGGUAGUUUAAAAGAGGAGAAGGUUUUGGAUGCGAAUGAGAAAUCGGAUUCGGGAAUGGAUGACGAUUCGGUUAAAACUGACAGCCCUGAAAAGAUAGACAUGGAUUCUGAAAGUGAAGAUGAAAUUAUUGUUACUAAAAAACAGAAAAGGAAGGUAAUAUUGGAAGACAGUGAUGAAGACGAGGAAGAUUCAGAGAGUAAAAAGGAAGAUGAUGUUGAAAAGCCAGUUGAGGAAAAGUUUAUUAAGAAUAAGAGUGCUGAAGAUGUCCUUGAAGAGGUAAUGAAUGAAGAUGAAAAUUCAGAGAAAGAAUCAGAUAAUGAGAAAGCAGAGAGUAAUUCUGAGAGUCAAGAUACCAACAUAUUACAACCACCUAAACCUAUGUUUGGUGAUAGUGAUAUAUAUGACGCUGAAGAGAGUAGUGAUGAUGAACAGGAGACGGAGAAGAAAAAGUCCAGUGAUAAUAAUAAUAAUAGUAGUGACAGUGACAGCAAUGAGUCUGAUAGUAAUGAUGAUGAGGGAAGGGAGGAACCGGGUGAAGAUGAAGGUUUUGAUGAAAGUACAAUCGACCCUAAAUUAUUAGCUAAACUGAAAAAAUUUAAGGGUGCUGGUAAGACUGCUACUAGAGAGAGUAAGCAAAGAAAAGCAAAAGAUGAAGCCUUAAAUAUACAUAGUGAAUCACAAAGAUUAGUCAGAGAAUCUCAUAUCAAUCUACCUUACCAUCAACCUACACCAAAAUCAUUAAAUGACUUCCUAGCUAGAGCCAGUAAAAAACAAGAACAGUAUAAAUGUCUGCGAUCAGUUCGUGACACCAAAAAUGCCAGGGUUAUCGAAGAAACUCUAUCAGAAAAAAAAGAAAAAUCACCAAAGAAAGUGACUCCAUCACGAGAAACUAAAACCAGUUCAUCAGCUGAAAAAGACAAUUCAAAGAAAGAUUUAAACGAUGAAGCCAGUAAAACUUAUUUAUUUGAUACUUUAUGUAGUUUAAAAAACACCGAGAACGACAGUGGCGAUGAAUUACCAGACAUUACUCCUCGCGAUUUAAACAAAGAUUUUUCAAAUUCGGAAAAAGGUGAUGAUGACACUGAGAUCAAGUCUGCAGAGAAAGUUAGUGCUAAAAGUUCUGAAGAUUCACAAAUGGACACGGAAUCAAAUUUGGAAACAGAAAUGUGUAAGUCUAGUGAUCAAGGUGCUAAAGUGGAGAAUGAUGUGGAAUUUUCAUCAAAGUGUUUAAAUGAUGAUAGUGACAGUAAUUCUGAAAAGUGUUCAAACAACGACAAAACAGUAAUUUCUGAUUCUGAAAAAUUACCUGAAUUGAAAUCCACAGACACGUUAGAAUCCACACAAACUCCAAAACAAAAGAUACUAUCACGUUUAAACCUCUGUAUCGAGGAAAUGCCUAAACUCAGUGGAACCCCUGAUGAUUUUAUUGAUUUUGACAAUGAGGCCAACACUCCUAAAAACCCAGAACUGAAUAAAUUUAUGGACAGAUUUUUAAAACAUUCAAAGAAAAAACAACAUAAAAAAUCUAAAGAUGUAAAUAUAAGUAUUGUACAGAAAGAAUCUACUGGAGGUGAUAAAGAAGAAUUAAAGUUAAAUUCCUUCACAUAUCAUAUUGAUGAUGAUGAUGAUGAUACAGUCAGUAAAACAGGGGAAGAUAUACCAGGUGCUAAAUUAUUAACAUUAAAAGAGAAAUUAGAAGCUGCUAUGAAAGUAAAAAGAGAAGUAUUAAGACAGAAGAGAGAAGAAAUGUAUAACUUGGAGAAUGAGGAGGGAUUUGAAGAAGGGGAAGAUAACUUGUUAGAUAAUGAAGAUGAGUUAACAGACGGGUCUGAUACUGAUAUAGAAGAUGAUGAUUUUGAUAAACAGUUCGGGGAUGAAGAAUAUGAUGAUGAAGAACAAGAAAAGGUUGAAAAUCCAUUUGCUGAUGAUGAGGCAGAAGAUGAGGAUGAAAAAGAAGAUGGAGAUGUUAAUAAUGAAGAUGAAGAUGAUGAAGGAACAAUGAAACUACAGUUAGAAACAUCUGAUGAAGAAGAUGAAGAAAUUAAGAAGCCAAGUAAAUCUCAGAGAGUGGUAAUAUCUGAUGAUGAAGAAAGUAGAGAUACAGUAGAUAAUAAUAUUGAUAAAGGUCACGAAGAAGAGAUGGAUAGUAAUAAUGAUGCUAUUGAUAAUGAAGAUGAACUUUCACCUUUAUCUAAACACCUUAAAUCUAACACUCCAAAAAUGAGUCGUAUUGGUAGUCUCACAUUACCUAUAGAGAAUACACAAGAUUUAUAUAAUGAUACACAAGAUGGCUUUAACAACACCAACUACCCUGUUUCUGAUACACAACCUUCACAAAGUUUGAAUUAUUUACUAGAUUCUCAAUCACAGAUGCUAGAUGCUGAUGGGUUUUUAAAAGUAAGAUCAACCCAGCCAACUAGAAGAUCUCUAGGGAUAGAAGAUUUUCCUCAACAAACCCAAGACAAUAUGGAGGAGUUGUUGGGAUUGUGUUCAGGCAGAUUUGUUGAAAGUAGUAAUACAGAUAAAAAGAAGAAACUGUUUAAUAAUGAUGUCUCUACACAAGAUAAUGAUAUGGAUGAAUUAGUUGGAUUGUGUUCUGGUGUUUUUGCUACAGCUAAGAGUCAGGGUUUAAAAAGAAAACUAGAAGAUGAUGAUGAUGAUGAUGAAGAUGAAGAAUCAACCAAUCUGUUACUAUCAGAAGACGAGGCUACACAAAAGUUAGAGGAUAAUGAAAGUUCGUCUGAUGAUGAAACACCUAACAUUAUUAUUAAACAAAAGAAAAAGAAAGGUUUUAAAACUAAGGAUGGUAAAAUCCGAGCUGAUUUUGUAGAUGAAGAAGCUGAACUUUCAGGUAGUGAAUAUGAAAGUGAUGAGAAUUUAGAUAUAGAAGACGAGGAAGAUAUUUUGAUGGAAGAGGAAGGAGAUAAAGACAAUGCCGUCUCAGAAACAGAACUCAGAGAUCAAGUUGGCCGUGCUCAUUUAAAACAAGUGAUAGAUGAAGACCAUAGAGAAAUAGUCAGAUUAAAAGAAAUGUAUUUACCUGAUGGUGAUCUCCAUAGCGACAGUGCUGGUAGAAUGAGAAGAUUUCGCUGGAGUAAUAUAGAUGAAGGUUCACAACAAGAUAUGUUUGGUAAUGAUUCUGAAGGCGAGGAAGGAGCAGAUGAGAAUGAAGCUGCGGAAGAAUUGAAGUGGAGAAUGGAAAGACAUGAACGUGAAAAAUUCUUAGAAGAACAAAAGGAAAAUGAAGAAAAAGAAUCGCUGGAAAGAGAAGACAGUCAGAUUUUAAAAUUUGGGAAAUGUUUUCUACAGAAGAAAGAUCCUAAUAAAACUACAUUACAAAGAUCUGUAUCAUUACCUGUUAAUAGUACCCAGACUGAGACUGAUUCUACUUUUAUUAAACCUUCAUUAAAGAGUUCUAAAAGGGGUUCGUUUUUAAACAGAAGUAAAAAAGAUCUAGCUAAAAUAGCUGAUAGAACAAAGUCUAAAAUGAAUCCAAAUCAAACUACUCAUUCUAGAAACUUUGUAUUCCAAGUUAUAUCCCCUGAUAAAAAUAAAACAGAGCCUGAAAUAACUGUAACCAAGACAACACCCAGUUCUAAAGUCAAGAAACCACCGACUAAAAAACAGAAGCUGGACACGAAGAAAAAUACAAAAUCUCAAAAUUCCAGUUUAUUUAAACUAUUGGAAAAUUAACUUGUAGAUCUAAUAUAUCUAAUAUUUAUUAUAAUAAAACUUGUCUAUAAUAAUUUGAUAACAUCUUUGUAAAUAAUAAAUUGAAGUUUGAACUUGUUAUUGUUAAAAUAGUGCUGAUUGCGUUAAUAACAGAUUGCUUGGGAAAUACAAGCCUAUAUUAUGUUCAUUCAUUGCCAUGUUUUCUACCUCAUAAUGAAGUGGUUUUAACAUCUUAAGGUUUUGUUUAAGAUGAAUAUUCAUAAGAUUGUGAUGCAAGCAAAAAUAUUUGAGCACAUUCAUGGAUCACUAGAAGAUCAAUCUACCUAAAAGUAGACUAAUUUCAGUGGAUUUCUGAGUGGCGUACGAUUGGAAAGUUUUGAACUAUUCUGGUCUCAUGGUUAAUUCCAUAAAUCCAGAAUGUACAGAUUUCACCCCAUUGAGCAACCCCAAAGAUCAUGCCUGGCUGUAUAAAUAUGUUUGACUACUUUGCUAAACAAUGUCAAUAUCAAUGUAAAGUCAAUAUUUAAUGGUGCUUUGUACAGUUUCUCAAUGUAAAAUAAAUAAUUGUAAGACAUUUGUAAGAUAAUUU
Molecule: messenger RNA, 4398 nt
Organism: Lottia gigantea (owl limpet)
Lineage: Eukaryota; Metazoa; Mollusca; Gastropoda; Lottiidae
Exons: 29
Coding region: 99-3830 (1243 amino acids)
Biological process (GO): mitotic DNA replication checkpoint signaling; activation of protein kinase activity; mitotic G2 DNA damage checkpoint signaling
Molecular function (GO): anaphase-promoting complex binding
Source: RefSeq, a predicted model, not a curated record